CGACGCUAUCAGUAUUCAGUUGUUCCGGUCGAGCUUUACGCGUCGCACGCGUACAGACGGUGUGUACCAUCGUCGUUGUCGUCAUCUAUCGCGGUCGUGGUCGAUACCGCUCAGUUUCGGUUAAGUUUCCUCUCGUUAAUCUUUCGCGUUUUGUUUUUUCCUACCGUUUAUUGACCACCAGUACUAUAUCGUUCCCUCUCUUACCCCACUGACGUAAACAGUACUAUAAUACUAAUAAUUAUUAUUAUGAUCCACGUUAUUAAUUUUCUGUGACCCGUUAAAUAUUUGACAACGACUCUCCGAGGACCCGAUGUGAUGAUGGUAGCCGGCUAGUUUCGUUUUUUCUACAGUCGAAUGUAAUUGCUGUCACGAACGUUCAGAUUAAAUGUGAAACACUGAAACAUAUAAUGUAAGAACAUUUUCAAAAACUACGGAAAGGACUAUUUGUGAGGCUAAGUGUGUCCAUCUGAAAUAAUGCAAUAUUCGUGAAACGCUUAUUUUUUUAAAGCCGAGGAUACAUCAAGAUUUCCAAAGAGAACAAUUCAAUGAGUAUCGAUAUGAAGUAUAUAAUAUAUAGUUACGUACCGACGACUCGUACUAAGCUUGAGUAAGAUACGAGGAAAAGCAUUAUGAUAAUGAUACCGAAACAGACGGCUGACGAACGACAUUAAAUAUCAAAAUAAGCAUGACGUAUUGGCUGAUAUUCAUGCUGUCCAUCUGGCCGGUUGCAGUCUCUUCAGAGGGUUGCAAGUUUCCGACCAGAUGGGAGGGCGUGUGGUUCCAGUCCGGUAUCCGGCAGUCAAUCGUCGUGCAGGCCAACCGGUUCAGUAUCAAAGGCAAAUGCGUGGACUCAGACGGCGACAAGUUUCUACUUUCGGACGAGAAAAAGCAGUGUUACCGGUGCGUGGUCAUUCACGAGAAACAUCACAACGUUCUCCAGUACAAAGAGACCUUUUGCAACGAAAUGGGCACAAUAAAGACAAUCUGUCAACUUAUUACCGGCGACGCGCUCCUGUACUCCAUGUUCCGGGAGUCCGGAAAUCCAAUGCAGUGCCCGUUCAAGCCACCAUACACGUUCACGUACAACCGUGGUCAUGGCGACUGCAAGAAUCCAGUUUCCACAGUUGAAGCUUGUACCCAGGACUCGAGGCUGUUGUUCCGGUAUCAGGCGUGUCCGGAUGUCGAAGGGUCGGAGAGUGCGCUUGAAGAAGUCGAAUGCAUUGCCGGUUGGAAAGAGGGUUCAUACCGGUUCCUCGUUGGUAGAGUUCAUCAUAGCAACGGUAUACCAAUGUCAACUGAAGACCGGUUCAAGUGUUUUAUAUAUGAGCGGACGACAUCACAGAGACAACUGAAAGGUUCCAGUACUUCUGGAGACGUUGAGUAUAGAGUGGCACAGUCCGGCGAUGCUACAUGCAGUGGACUUUUUAGUCCCCUUGAAGGGUCCAGGACUAUGAUAUUGAAAAAGGAAAUAUUUGAGACAAAAUGCAGCUUUCCAUUAUGGCUAACUGAAAAUCAAAAGUGGCGGACGUUGGAUCAUGGUAAAACAUUCACAUUUCCUCAUCAUCACAAUAACAACACGUUGAAGCUAGUAUCCAGCUCAUUGGAUCACGUGUUCGCUGCACAAACCAUACAGGCUUCACAUCAGUUUUUCUACAAUCAGCCGUUAGUAGCGCCUCUACCCGGACAUGAGAUGAAAUUCUCUUGUCAGCAAGAAAUGGAAGAGUUACCACACCGUUUUAGGGUUAUGGCGCACUACGUAACUGGAUGCCAAAGCGGAUAUAUUUGUUUAGACUUCCACCGGAGGGCACACGACUUGGCAGAACUUCAAAUGGGCCAGCCAAGCAGGAGACCCGAAGACGCGUGUAACUCUGCGAACUUUGAUGCGCACGCUACGGAUUCAAUUACGCUAGUGGCUUACAAGUCGGACUUUCGAAAUUGCCCUUAUAAAGGAAUUUACACGAUAAAAAAAAUCAGUAAAAGUAUGUUGUGGAACGAUGCAUCUUCAACUUUACCGAGUAAAACAAAUCUAAAUUUACCAGUGGACUUGUUAACUUCCGACAAUCAUCCGUCUAUUGUGUUAACUACGACUUCACCGCCUUCACCCAAACGUCACUCCUCUGAACACUACGAGAAAUCGUCGGACGAUUGGAGUGUGACGUACAAAAAGUUACAACCCGACUUACCAAGUCUUGUGAGGUCUAGAAAGAACAUAAGCAAGGAAUUCGAACGGUUAUCAGAAUAUGACGAUGAUGAUGAGUCAAUAUUGCGGAGAGUCAAACGGAAAGGUCGACGAAUAUUGAGUAGUAAAACAAUCACUGACGAAGAAUGUAAAUUGAACUUGACUUCGAUUGUGUUCUCCUGUGGAUCUACUGACUCAAUAGAACUAGUGGCAGAAUGUCCUCGAUCGACACACAUACGAUCAGCCUACAAGUGUCACGGGAGUUGGAAAGAUAACGGCACGAUGUACCAGAUAAUCAGCAGCAAUUUGCUGUCGGCAGCAGGCUGGAAGAAGCUGUACUGCCUUGCGUACGUCAAAUGGCCUCCAGACCGCCUGCAAGUGUUCGUAUACGCAGAUAACUGCAAUCCAAACAACAACCGUACCGCGGCAACUGGGUCCGACGAAGGGCUCGUUUUGUCAUUUAACAUUUCGCUAUCACCAUCUGGCGAAAAACCGUGUAAUGAGGUCAACAAGUCGACGGUCGUCGAGGCCACCUUGACCGUGAUAGUGGUCGCCAUUGGUCUGCUCUUCCUGCGGCAGCAAUCGAUCGACAGAUGAUUUUCGUAUUAAAUUGCGCAAAAUCUCAAAACCAUAAUGUCGCCGCCGAAAAUAUUGUGUGUAUACGUCAUUGUUUCGUUGUUUCCUUAUAGCAAAUGCAUUUUGACAAAACUUUAUUUUUUUUCUAAAUAGUGUAAAUAAUAUUAUACUAACACACAUGCAAGCGCUCGAGCGAUUAUCUCUAUAAUAGUUUGUGACAUGUAGAGACGGACGAAAAUUAAACAUAUUUUGUGAUGCUAUUUGAGAUUAUAUUUUAAAGAAAAAAUUUACGUAACGAUGUAAUCAACUGCUUUUUUCGUUUCAUAAUAAUAAUAAUAAUAUGUACGUAUAAUAAUGACGGUGAAUAGUGUAUACGUAUAUAAGACUGAUCGCCGUUUCCAUACCUUUCCGUAGACGCAUUUUGUUCGGUUCGAAUUUGUAAGUUCGGGGGGUCGGGUGCAAAAGAAGGACGCGGCAUAAUAUUUCUGUACGUGGCCGUUUCGACGGGAUGAAUAAUUCACUCGACGGUCGAGUAUCGCGUUCUAGUAAAAAUAAUAAUAAAAAUUCUGCAAUCGUGCAUAUAGUAUACUAUUAUAAUAUAAUAUUAUCCGCGCUACUAUGUCGUAUGUAGAUAGGAACAACUUUAUAUAUAUUUAUUAUACAUAUAUUAUAUAGAUACUGUACCUCUCUUCGUUAUCGGGACGACGGUGUUAUGAUAUGGUCCACGAAAGGGGUGUAAAAGGGUCGAUGACGUGAGGAGGACGCACUCGAACGCGGCACGCAUUAUAUAACAUUAUAUUAUAAUAAUAUACAGUAGUGAUUGGUGAGGGACGCAGCGCAGAAAAAAACAGAGUUUUCGAGUGUGGAGCCGUUUUGUCCCGCGCAGUUAUAAAAAUAUUACCUAUAUAUAUAUAUAUAGAUCGUUGUCGAUGAAAAUUAUUUCGAAAACUCGCAUUCGUCGGCGGAAACGGAUACGGAGCGCGCGUGACGUACUACACAGUCUAUGGCGAUCGUUUCCAACCGGGAAACUCUGUAAGAGAAAAAGAUUGCAUUCGAUGCGCGUUGGGUUUAAGACACUAUUUUAUUUUGUAUAACUAUAUAGGCAAUUAUUAAAAUAUGUAAUAGUGUUAUGCGAGCAACGCGCAAAUUAAUGGGUUUUUUUUUAUGUGUUUUGUUUUCCAUUCGUCUCGAAAAAAAUGUGUAAUGGAAACGCGGGCAAUAAUAUUUUUGUAGAUAUAAUAUUAUAAUACAAUUUAAUAUAUUAUGAUGUACAAGUGUAACAAUCAUAACAGUAUGUUACGUGUUAAAACCUAGUGAUAAUUUAUUGAACUCGUGUAUACGUAUUAUUAUGUUAUAUUAUUAUUAUUAUUUAAACACGGCGCUAUAUACCUAAUACGUACGUUUUGCGAUGACUUAAUCUGUCUCGUCUCUCUCCUACGCGCAUAACGUGUAAUAUGUCAUAUUUCAUGUAUUGUACUUAUGAUAUAUAACAUGUCCACAACGUGUUAUAAUCGUAAUAAUAAUAAUAAUAUAAUAUCGUAUUCACUAAUAUAUAGCAAUAAUGUUGUAAUUCAUCGUGAUUCUGUUAAUUUUCGUAUCGUUAUAAAACGAAAUUAAAAUAUAAUAAUAUUAUAUAUAAAAUAUAUAAAUGUAUAACAUUGUAAUAUCCCAGCGCGUUAUUUUUUUUCAUUUUUUAUUACUAUUAAUUAUGUUUCAGUGUACUCAUAUAAUAUACUCGGGAGAGCUCAUCCUGGGUCGGCGAGGUUAUCGUAUAUUUUCUUUUUUGGAGCAAAAGAGUGUUAGAAUGUUCAGUCGCAUACAGCAGCCGGUUAUUACAUAUUAAUACAUUUUUAGAUUAUUUAUUUUAUGUUUGUUCAACAUUUACGACUUGAUAACGCAUACUCGGAAUCCAUACAUUAAUAUCAUAAUAAUCUCUACUCGAAAAACAUUCGCAGCGUACAUUCAAGUAUCUUCAAUACCGUAUUAACUAUUUUGUUUCGUUCAUGUUAUAUUUUUUUCUUCUCAUUCUCAUAUCAUGGUAAUUAUUCGUUGCCAUGUUUCGUAUUAAUCAAUGAUUACUACACAUUAUUAACAUUGUACGUACUAAUCGAACGGGUAAACUCUGUCAUAGUAGAUAAUAAUAAUAUAAUAUUUUCAAAACGUUUUAGUAUAGUAAUAUUAUUAUAUAUUUAUAUUUAUUUAUAAUAUAUUAGACGAAUACUAAAAAUAUAGGUAGGUGUUAUUUCGAAAUAAAAGCGAUAUUAUUUUCUAAACCGUAAUAAUUGUAAUUUUCCGGAAAUGUUCGGCGUUGCGCUAUUUUUUUUUCGUCUCGUUUACUCAAUUCAUUAUUCUAGCUUCUUCAAAUCGUUGUUAUAAUAAUUAAAUAUUUUUUAUUGAUUUUAUAAUACGCGUGAUUUGAUCACUUGCGAGAUCGCGUACACUGUAGAGUACGCCUAGACAGUAUAGACAAUGCCCGUACCCACUGCACGGGAAUUAACAAUAAAUAUAAUUAAUUAUAAUAUUAUGAUGUUUAUUUUUCAAAUAUUAUGAGGGGCAAAUCGACUGAUUGUGAUAAUAGUUUUACGUUUAUAUGAAAAAAAAAUUGUAAUAAAUAAAUGAAUACUUAAUGAUAAUGAUUUUGAUUUGUAUUAAUUUAAAAUGAAUUUAUAAGCUAGUUGACGGCUGAGAGUAAUUGAAUUGUACAAAUUUCGCAAUGAACUUGUGAUGUUCUUUUUUUCGAUAAAUUUUUUGUUUUUUUUUUUUACAAAAAUAUGUUAUGUUAGACCUAAUCAUGUUUAGAUUACGUAAUUAGACGAUAAGGAAAAUGACGUACAACAUAGAUUUAGUAUAUUUGUUAUUGUAAUAUUAUUUAAUUUUCUUUUUUAAUUUGUAUAAUUUUAUGAAUAGUAAUAAUUGGAAUUUAGGUGCCUUGAUUAGCUCGUUGUUAGAAUCUUCUUAUCUAUUUGAGAGUACAAAAUACUGAUUUGGAAAACGCACAGUUUCCGCUGAACACGCACACAAUGGUUAUGUAUUUAAAUAUGCGUGUGUACGUGUGAACGAGUGUGCUUCUAUAUUAUAUAUUAUAUAUUAUGUUUGUUUGUCUGAUUGCUUUAUAUAAAACAAUAUGUACACAAAACGAAAAUGUUAUGAAUUCUAAACAAAAAGAUAAAUACCUUACGUUAAUAUGUAUAUUAUUAAUUAAAUUGUGGUCUGGCGACGAUGGGCUCGACUAAACAUUGUCGAAGUUAUAGAAACUAUUCUUCUCAUACGCGAUUCUUUUCUAUUUCUUCAAAAAUACACUACGACAGAAUAUUAUUGUAAUAUGGCAAUAAUCGUUAUAAAAUACCUAUAUAGAACAAAUAAUUUUGAAGCUCGAUAAUCCUAACGGUAAUGAUAUAAUUUACUUUUGAGAGUCGAAUUAAUUUUAAAUUUUUACAAUACUAAAUAGUAAAUACGCAUACAACAAAAUAAACAUAAUACCUCACUCUAAAAUAAAACGGCUCGGGGCCAACUCAACCCAUUAAAUUAUUUUCAGCAUAGGUAUCGGAAACGUAAUAUUAUAUAAUAUGGAUUUUUUCUUGGUUACCGUAUUUUUUAUUCCAAGCACAAAGAUAAUUAAAAAAUCAUUAGCAACGUUACGACACACUCGAGUACACCGCAUGUUACAUGCAUUAUUAUAUAUAAAUCUAGUUAAAUAAUAUAUAUUUAAGUCACAGUUAAUACUUAAUAACAAUUUGUUACCGAUGUUUUUAUUUAUUUAUUUGGUUUUUUUUUUUUUUGUCAUUGUUGAACUAUUUUAGAAUUCAAAUCUGUAUUGUUUAAACGAUUACCGGAUAUUAUAUACAACUGAAAAGUAGAUUAAAUUAUUAUUAUUAUUAUUAUUAUUGUAUAACACGUUUUUUAAUUUUCUUGUAGCUAAAUGAAUAAAGUCUUUAGUUCAAUAUUAAACAUAUUUAUGUGGGUAACUACAUAAUAUUAUAUUUAUU
This is a messenger RNA of Aphis gossypii (cotton aphid), 6741 nucleotides long. RefSeq lists its product as uncharacterized. Lineage: Eukaryota; Metazoa; Arthropoda; Insecta; Hemiptera; Aphididae. The transcript is spliced from 16 exons. Bases 686 to 2776 code for a protein of 696 amino acids. The record is from RefSeq and is a predicted model, not a curated record.